GCAGAGUAGCUUGUGAUUGGCUCAGGCUGCGGAACCUCGGAAACCCGAAUGCGAGGACCUUACAGCUGCCGCCCCCCGCAGCCAGGCAGAGCGCGGUCGUAGUCUGACUGGCGGCGGCGACAGAGGCGGCCCUGGAGGCAGCGGGGAGUGACAGGUAAACAGAACAUUUUCCCAAAGAAAAUGGCAUAAUUUGGGAGGAAAAAUAAAUUUCUGCAGCUUUUUACUUUACAAUAUUUAAGAAAAUCUACAAUUUCUUCAAGCUGUUCAUAAAGGAAGCAGUCAUGUUUCAUGAGUCCUCAAAACUGUGAAACAAGAGAAUGUAGUAGAGUGAGGCCAGAAGUCCUUACUGGUUCAAAGAACUCCGGGGAAACUGGGAUAAAACAUUUUACAUUAUAAGUAGAAUCCCAAGAGCCAAAGAUAUUUGUGAAUGAACAUUGCUAAGUAUGGAUUCAGGUGUUGGAAGUCUUGGAUUGCACACAGCAGACUCUAGAAUGGCCCAUACCAUGAUUAUGCAAGAUUUUGUGGCUGGAAUGGCUGGCACUGCACAUAUCGAUGGAGACCAUAUUGUUGUGUCAGUUCCUGAAGCUGUAUUAGUUUCUGAUGUCGUCACAGAUGAUGGAAUAACUCUUGACCAUGGCCUUGCAGCUGAAGUUGUCCAUGGGCCCGAUAUCAUUACAGAGACUGAUGUAGUAACUGAAGGUGUCAUUGUUCCUGAAGCUGUGCUUGAAGCAGAUGUUGCCAUGGAAGAAGAUUUAGAGGAAGAUGAUGGGGACCACAUCUUGACUUCUGAAUUAAUUGCAGAAACUGUUAGGGUACCUGAGCAGGUUUUUGUGGCUGAUCUUGUUACUGGUCCUGAUGGACACCUGGAACAUGUGGUUCAAGAUUGUGUUUCAGGAGUUGACUCUCCCACAAUGGUAUCAGAGGAGGUUCUUGUCACCAAUUCAGAUACGGAAACUGUGAUUCAGGCAGCUGGUGGUGUUCCUGGUUCUACAGUUACCAUAAAAACCGAAGAUGAUGAUGAUGAUGACAAUGACAUCGAUGUUGAUGUCAAGAGCACUUCUGAAGACUACUUAAUGAUAUCUCUGGAUGAUGUUGGAGAGAAAUUAGAGCACAUGGGAAACACACCAUUAAAAAUUGGCAGUGAUGGUUCACAGGAAGAUGUUAAAGAAGAUGGCUUUGGUUCUGAAGUGAUCAAAGUGUAUAUAUUCAAAGCGGAGGCUGAAGAUGAUGUUGAAAUAGGUGGAACAGAAAUUGUCACAGAGAGUGAGUAUACCAGUGGACAUUCUGUAGCUGGAGUGCUUGACCAGAGCCGAAUGCAGCGAGAGAAGAUGGUUUACAUGGCAGUUAAAGAUUCUUCUCAAGAAGAGGAUGAAAUCAGUUGCGCUGAAAUAGCAGAUGAAGUGUACAUGGAUGUCACUGUAGGGGCAGAGGAAGGAACUUCUCUCCCUGAAACUCAGCUUGAGGACUCUGAUGUUAAUAAAACAGUUGUCCCGGUUGUCUGGGCUGCAUCAUAUGGAGAUGAAAGAAGAGUUUCCCGAAGGUAUGAAGAUUGUCAAGCAUCAGCAAAUGCUUUGGACUCAGCAUUAGAAAACAGAAACAGUACAACAGCACAGUACCUUCAAAUUUGUGACAGCAUUAAUACCAAUAAAGUACUUAAGCAAAAAGUCAAGAAGAGGAGAAGAGGAGAAACAAGGCAGUGGCAAACAGCUGUUAUAAUAGGUCCUGAUGGACAGCCCCUGACAGUAUACCCUUGUCAUAUUUGCACAAAAAAGUUUAAAUCCAGAGGAUUCUUAAAAAGACACAUGAAGAAUCAUCCUGAUCAUUUGAUGAGAAAAAAAUACCAGUGUACUGACUGUGACUUUACAACUAACAAGAAAGUGAGUUUCCAUAACCACUUAGAAAGCCAUAAGCUUAUAAACAAAGUUGACAAAACCCAUGAAUUUACAGAGUAUACACGAAGAUACAGAGAGGCUAGUCCACUGAGCUCAAACAAACUUAUCUUAAGAGACAAGGAGCCGAAGAUGCAUAAGUGCAAAUACUGUGACUAUGAAACUGCCGAACAAGGACUGCUGAACAGACAUUUGCUAGCUGUUCACAGCAAGAAUUUUCCUCAUGUUUGUGUUGAGUGUGGAAAAGGUUUUCGCCAUCCUUCUGAACUCAAGAAACAUAUGAGAACCCAUACUGGUGAGAAGCCAUAUCAGUGUCAGUAUUGUGUCUUCAGAUGUGCAGACCAAUCAAAUCUGAAAACUCACAUUAAGUCUAAGCAUGGUAACAAUUUGCCAUAUAAAUGUGAGCACUGUCCCCAAGCCUUUGGUGAAGAGAGGGAGCUUCAACGUCAUCUGGAUUUGUUUCAAGGACAUAAAACACAUCAGUGUCCUCACUGUGAACAUAAGAGCACCAACUCAAGUGACCUUAAGCGGCACAUCAUAUCUGUCCAUACCAAGGACUUUCCUCACAAAUGUGAUGUCUGUGAUAAAGGUUUCCACCGUCCUUCAGAGCUUAAAAAACACAGUGAUAUUCACAAGGGGAGGAAGAUUCAUCAAUGUAGGCACUGUGACUUUAAAACAUCAGAUCCAUUUAUUCUUAGUGGUCAUAUCCUUUCGGUUCAUACCAAGGAUCAGUCAUUGAAGUGUAAAAGGUGUAAGAGAGGGUUCAGACAGCAGAAUGAACUCAAAAAGCAUAUGAAGACCCAUACAGGAAGGAAGAUUUACCAAUGUGAGUAUUGUGAGUACAGCACUACAGAUGCAUCUGGCUUUAAAAGGCAUGUGAUAUCAAUCCAUACAAAAGACUAUCCACAUAGGUGUGAAUUCUGCAAGAAAGGAUUCCGAAGACCAUCAGAAAAAAAUCAGCAUAUUAUGAGACACCACAAGGAGGCUCUUAUGUAAUAAGAUCAACAUAAAGAAGCUAUUUAGAAAAUGAGAUAUACUACUUGGGAGGAAAGUAUCAUUUUUUCAUCUGGUUUGUAACCUUGAUAUCAAACCAUAACUUUACAUUCUUUGUAUUAAAGAUCUUAAAACAUUUGGAUUAACAGGGGAAUCUCAUAGCCCUUUGGAAGUUACUUAAUGAUUUUCAGAAGCACCAUAGAAAGGUUGCAGAAAGACUUAAGUGUCUACUUACUAGUAUUAUAUGCAUAACUAAACUGCAGAGGGGAAAUGUAAAGACCAAGUACCUUAUUUGGUUGAUCUCAUUAGAGACAAAUGUUUCUGAAAAGAGAGUACAAGAUUGAGGGAUUUAAAAUUGCAGUGCUUUGCUCUAGCCAGCAAGCCUCACUUUUAUGCAAUUUUAGAAAUAGGUUGGGGAAAGACAAUGCAGUCAUCCAUCGGUCACUUAGUCAUUGAGCCUUUUUAUUGUACCUAGACAUUGAAUUCCAGAAUUGUGAAAGCUUUGUGUAUUCAUUAAAAGAAAUCUCACUGGAAAAAGUUAGAUGAAUCCAGUGCUAUUAAAUAAAAACAUAAUCUCAGUGCUGCUAAUAUUUUAUCAUGGGAUAGGAUGUUUAGCAUUCUGUACUGAAAACUAAGGUGAAAUCUAAGGACUGAAGUUCCCUUUUUCACAUGUUCAAGUAGUGUUCAGUAUGUCAUAUAUAACAAAAGUAUAUUUGAGUCUUGAGUCAAAUGCGGCUUUCUAAAAUGGAUGCAACUGUGGUGUUGCAACAAAGAUCAGUACUAUAUUUCUUAAUGAUCUAAAAGUUAAGUUGAGAGAACACAGAGGUUUCUUAAAUAUUAUAUAGUUUUUUUAGGACAGUCUUAGCAAGUAUGGUUGUUCUAGUCUUACUUGCUCUAAUGUUUAAAGGUGCAAUUUUAUGCCAUUAUUGAAAUUUUUGAUUUUAACAUCAGUAUACCAUAUUAUUAACAUAAAUCUUCAAUAUGAGGCAGUAUUUACACAGUAUUUAACAGAACAUGCUGCCAAUAGAGUUUGGAGGUGGAUAUUCAGUUUACAGUGUAUAAACUUAAAAUAUGCAUCCCUUUAACAACGCUUUGUGUUAGCAUGCUGCAAAUCAAAAUGACACUUAAUAUUAAAUGCUGGUUUAAGGAAAUUUAAUGAAAAUCCUGUUCAUAAAUGUAAUGCAUAUGGUGUGUGCUUUUAAGUUUUAGUUGCUUUCAUUUACAUUCAGCUGUUCAACAUAAUUAAAAUGUACUUUUAGUUCAUGUUAUAUUGUGAAUUUGUGUUUUAAAUGAUACUCACUUUUCUGUUUUUGCACCAGAUAAGAAUCAGUAACGAAAUUUUUUUUAAUCUUUCUUAACUUCAAAAUAAUAAAUUGGAAAAAAUCUACCAAAAUGUGUGUUAUGUGGCUGUAAAUGAUGUACACGCUGUAAAAUAAGAACGUCACUGUUACGUGGAAUUAUUAUUUCUAAAUGUUACUCAGUGAAAUGAGCAUACAAUA
Dipodomys ordii (Ord's kangaroo rat) is the source of this 4381-nucleotide messenger RNA. It is a transcript of the gene Znf711, whose product is annotated as zinc finger protein 711. Gene Ontology annotation, molecular function: DNA-binding transcription factor activity, RNA polymerase II-specific; metal ion binding; RNA polymerase II transcription regulatory region sequence-specific DNA binding. Gene Ontology annotation, cellular component: nucleus. NCBI's taxonomy places the organism in Eukaryota, Metazoa, Chordata, Mammalia, Rodentia, Heteromyidae. Bases 444 to 2885 code for a protein of 813 amino acids. The record is from RefSeq and is a predicted model, not a curated record. The transcript has 11 exons. Gene Ontology annotation, biological process: regulation of transcription by RNA polymerase II.